Messenger RNA from Symbiodinium natans, 765 nucleotides. Lineage: Eukaryota; Dinophyceae; Suessiales; Symbiodiniaceae. The record is from the annotation of a GenBank genome assembly.
AUGGAACAAGCAUCUCCGAAGCAGGCAGAUGCUAACAAGGAAUGGCCAGGAGGAUCCGGCAACGCCAGUCGCCUGAACGACAUCACUCUGGACUUCGGUGGGGGCUCGACCAUGAGCGCCUGCUCGGCUUUGUUGCGGCUUUCUUCCCCCGUCUUCGAUCGCAUGCUCGAAUGCGGCAUGAGGGAGGCGCAAAAGAACAUCAUCAAGGACCAAAGCAAUACCAAAGUGCUCUAUGUGGAAGCCAGCAUGAGCUUUUGUGAAGUUAGCUCUUUCGGUGCCGUACAGCAGUGCUCGAUCCAUGUGGAAGUCGCACAGCUGGAGGACUUCGAGGGUUUCUACAAUUUGCUGAGGCCGGGUGCAUGGAACGCGGACAAGGUGACGGAGGCAAAUCUGGAUGCCCUUCUCGACAUCAGCAACUCGGCUUUGUGCAGUCAGCAGUAUGCACGGUGCAUUGCGUCACAAGCCAGGGACUGCACGCCAGAGGACCUGAUAGACAUCUCCCAGACGUCUCCUGGAAUCCUGCUCGACCUCUCUUUAAGAAUGCGGGAGACACAGCAGCGGAUUGGUGAGAUUCGUGGCCUGAGACCCUCACUGGCGAACGUUAAGUAUAUGGCGGAGAACUACAUCCCCGAGUUUCAGUUCAAUCGAACCGGCUACAUCUCGAGACCCCUGAAUGCCUCUGAGGUUCAGAAUCUCAGCUAUUUGCGCGCGCAUAUCCCCAGCGCCCUGGAACCGACAUUAGACCUCUUGGAGUCCCUCGAAUGA